Molecule: messenger RNA, 1855 nt
Organism: Cryptomeria japonica (Japanese cedar)
Lineage: Eukaryota; Viridiplantae; Streptophyta; Pinopsida; Cupressales; Cupressaceae
Exons: 8
Coding region: 291-1115 (274 amino acids)
Source: RefSeq, a predicted model, not a curated record
GAGUGCAUGUUUCUUAAAUUGCAUGUCUUAAGCGGACAUAUUUUCUGAAUACACUUAAAAUAAAUUCAUUCAUUAAAGCUGAAACAAAAUCGCGUCAUACUCUACGCAACACAAUUAAUUGCAAUUGCUGUCAUUCAAACUGUCGAAGCAUUCAACAAGAUGAAGGAGGACCAUUACAAACAGAUAUCACUCAACCGCUUAUGCAGUGGUAGGACUGAGUAACAAAUAUCACAAUAUAGGCGGCAAGCCAGCCUCUUCCACUUUCCAGUGGGAAUGCUUACAAUCCAGAAAUGGAAAGAAUUAGAAUUCCAAACAAGUAUGGGGAGAUGUUAGUAGGAAUUUUGGAUCAUACUGGAUCGAAACAACUUGUUAUCCUUUGUCAUGGACUUCAUUCAUCUAAGGAUGAUAACAUUUUGGUAAAUUUGGCAUCUGCAAUAGCAAAUAAAGGACUCAGUGUGUGCCGCUUUGACUUUGCUGGGAACGGGGAGAGUGAAGGCCAGUUUUUAUAUGGAAAUUAUUGGAAGGAGGCUGAAGAUUUGCGAUCUGUAAUUUUAUAUUUUAGAUGGAAGGAGUUCAAAGUAAACACUAUCAUUGGGCACAGCAAAGGUGGCAAUGCAGUGUUGCUUUAUGCUUCCAAGUACAAAGAUAUUGAAACUGUAAUCAAUAUUAGUGCACGAUAUGCAUUAGAUAGAGGUAUAAAGGGUCGCCUGGGUAAAGAUUAUGAAGAUAGGCUUAAGCAAUAUGAAUUUAUCGAUGUCAAGGAUAGAUCUGGGAAUGUGUUAUAUCGUGUGACAAAAGAGAGUUUGAUGGAUCGACUUCUUACUGAUAUGAAAGCAGCAGCUCUUUCUAUUGAUAAAGAUUGCAGAGUACUGACUAUCCAUGGUUCGAAGGAUGAACUCAUUCCUGUAACUGAUGCCUUUGAAUUCGAUAAGCUUAUUCCCAAUCACUGUCUUCAUGUUUUAGAUGGAGCUGAUCAUUAUUAUAUUCGACAUCUGAAUGAACUGGUAUCUAUUGUCCUAAACUUCAUAAAGGAUUCAUGGGAGAAGCCCAAAGACAAAAUAGAUUUGGCAGUACCUUGUUCAAGAAGAGCGGGCGCUUUUUCUUCUAGAUUGUGAUCUGUCCUUGGUAUUGUAAAUAAAGAGGACGGAGAUCAUAGAUGUUAGAGUAGCCAAUAAAUUAUCUGUUCCCUGACAUUCAUGAUACGUACAUAUCUAUUAUUAGGUGAUAUUCAGAUUCUGUUUAUUUAACAACAUAACACCAUCUAAUUCUUUGAACUUGUUUAGACUUUUAGUUAGACUUGUGCAUUUGGUAAAAGUAAUUGCUUCCAUUUGAUAUGUUUCCUUCUUAUCACUCUUGAGUUGAUUCCUGUAUAGGGUUGAUGUGGUGUUGAGGAAGUUAUCAAGAAAAAUGUAGAGAAGGAGAAAUGCAUGUCAAGUAUCAAAGCAAGACCUUUGCCGGUGGCAACUAGAAGAAGCUCUAACUCUAAAAUGUAAAUUUAUGAAAAUAAGGCAAUAUUUUAAUUUAUUUGGAUGUUGUACACCUGGAAUGAAGUAAGUUGGACAUCCUUUGAGGUGUAUAGAAGUUUGGAGACAAACAAACUUAGUACAUAGUGGAUCAUAUGAUACUCGUGAGUAAGUUGUAAAUUCUAGGAUUGCAGAGAAUGUAAAUUCUCUACCAUAGCUGGUAGUAUUCAAAUGAGAAUCAUUUCAUUGAAACUUAAGGUUGCCUAUUUCUCUGUACACACCAUCUUAGAUAGAGAGAUACUCUCUAUGCUUUUUUAUAUCUAUUUGAACAUGCAGAGAGUUAUUAUCACACGUUUACAAUUCAAAAAAAAUCCAUUAUUGCCUUCUAUUUA